AUGCCCAAGUACAACAACGUGAUCAUCUUUGGUGCUACCGGCGACGUGGGCUCUGCCGCCGCCCUGCAAGCCCAUCAGCACGGAGCCACCGUGUCGCUGGCGACGCGGAAUACCUCCAAGCCAAUUCCUAAACUCGACCACCUCCCGUUCCAGAAAUACCAAGCCGAUUUGACCCAGCCCGAUACGCUGCGGACUGCGGUUCGCCAGGCUGGCGCGCAGGCUGCCUUUCUGUACGGAAUCUUCGACGGGCCGGACUUCAUGAGGGCCGCGCUUCGAGCACUCAAAGAGGCCGGGGUGGAGUUUAUUGUCUUCCUCAGCAGUUUCAUUAUCCUGACCGACAUCCAUGAGGUGGAUCCCUCCGAUAUCGUCCCCUGGGAGCAUGCCCAGGUGGAAAUCGCGCUGGAGGAGAUCUAUGGGAGCUCUGGCUACGUGACGGUGCGGCCUGCAUUCUACGCCAGCAAUCUUCUGCACGAGAAGCAGGCCAUUCUACGGGGACAAGUGGGACUGCCGAACCCCGAUGCCACGUUUGACUUUAUCUCAUCGGAGGACAUCGGCCAUGUCGCGGGGACGAUCCUGGUCAAUGGCGCCCAGGAACAGAUCGUGCGGCUUCUUGGGCCUGAGCGGAUGACGAUGAGGGAAGCGGUAGGAAUCGUGGGCCAUGCUCUGGGCAAGGAGGUCCAAGUCACUGCUAUCACUCGGGAAGAGGCUGUCGCGCACCUCGAGGCCGCCGGCAUGCCCCCCGAAGCACUCACUGCACGCGAUAACAUAAUGACCUAUGCCCAUCAUCCUCCGCAGCGCUUGCAGCAGUGGGUAGAGAACAACCUGGCCAAGUUUUUGUAA
Aspergillus japonicus CBS 114.51 is the source of this 840-nucleotide messenger RNA. RefSeq names its product NmrA-like family protein. The transcript is spliced from 2 exons. NCBI's taxonomy places the organism in Eukaryota, Fungi, Ascomycota, Eurotiomycetes, Eurotiales, Aspergillaceae. The record is from RefSeq and is a predicted model, not a curated record. The coding region runs from base 1 to 840 and encodes 279 amino acids.